ACACCCUACUCCGAGAUGAAGCUGUUCAUCGUCGCUGCCGUCCUGGCCGUUGCUGCCGCUGACAGGCGGCCUGCUCCGCCCGCGUACUCCGCCCCUGCUCCGCCCUCGUACUCUGCCCCUGCCCAGCCCUCCUACUCUGCCCCCAAGUACGCCCCCAAGGUGAUCGAGAUCCUGAGCCAGGAGUUCGACCUGCGUGACGACCAGUCUUACGAUUCCAGCUACCAGACUGCGAAUGGCAUUUACGCCUCCGAGUCUGGCCAGGCUGUGGCCGGAUACGGAGGUGAGCAGAGCUACGCCGUUCAGGGCCAGUACAGCUACACCGGCGACGACGGUGUCAGCUACACCGUGACGUAUGUGGCCGACGCCAACGGCUUCCAGCCGCAGGGUGACCACCUGCCGACCCCCGUGCCCACCGAGUACCCGACCCCGGAGGUGCCGGUGACCCAGGCCAGCUACCAGGCUGCUCCUGCUCCCAGCUACCAGGCUGCUCCUGCUCCCAGCUAUCAGGCUGCCCCCGCCCCCAGCUACCAGGCUGCCCCUGCCCCCAGCUACCAGGCUGCCCCUGCCCAGAGCUAUCAGCCCGCCCCCGCACCCCAGUACCAGCCCACAUACCAGUAAUUGUGAGUCAAAUCCUUUCUGUCCAUCGUUGCGAUGCGACCAGUAUAUACCGACUACGCUUAUACGUUUGUCUAUUUAUUGUGAUGUUUGCAAGGAGUAUUUUGUUUGAUUGCGUCGUGUGACUGUUUCCAAUAUAUGUGCAUUUCCCAAGAAC
Messenger RNA from Pollicipes pollicipes, 772 nucleotides. Its product is annotated as endocuticle structural glycoprotein ABD-4. Gene Ontology annotation, molecular function: structural constituent of chitin-based larval cuticle. The record is from RefSeq and is a predicted model, not a curated record. The transcript is spliced from 3 exons. Gene Ontology annotation, cellular component: chitin-based extracellular matrix. NCBI's taxonomy places the organism in Eukaryota, Metazoa, Arthropoda, Thecostraca, Pollicipedomorpha, Pollicipedidae. Bases 16 to 618 code for a protein of 200 amino acids.